AUGGUGGCAAGACUCUCACACCAGGUUUUGAGGCUUUAUCAAGAGGCUUUAGAAAUUGCCCAAAAGCGUAUUAGCUCUUCAAGAAAUGAGUUUUUGGAUAUUUUGGCCUUUGUUCAGCUUAAAGCCAAUGUGUUUGAAGCAUUGACGUUUUCCCACGCAGCUUCUGCCGUAUUUGACAGUACUCCUGGCGAAGGUUUGUGGUUUGUUUCCCAGGCUGAAAUUUAUGCAAAAGUUGUUGCAAAUCAUCGUGAUCAGGCAAGAAUGAAGAAAAAAUCUAUACCCUUUCGUGGAGAUGAUCUUAUUCAGAACUGUUGCGAUAUUGUGCGGAAAAAUUUUGAGCGAGUUACAAGGAUUAACUCCUUAGUUCACCGCGUAAAGCCUGCAGACGGUCCACUGCCUCUUCCACCAGCUUAUGAGUUGGCUCAAAUGAAACAGGUCCAACUUCCUGCAAAAUUUCCUCAUCAAGUAACUCAGCCACCCGCUUCUUUGACUUCUGCUGACGGCGGCAAUAAGGCUUCAGAUUGA
Molecule: messenger RNA, 525 nt
Organism: Trypanosoma conorhini
Lineage: Eukaryota; Euglenozoa; Kinetoplastea; Trypanosomatida; Trypanosomatidae
Product: putative replication factor A, 51kDa subunit
Exons: 1
Coding region: 1-525 (174 amino acids)
Source: RefSeq, a predicted model, not a curated record